AUGAAUGGAAGUCUAGAUCAAUAUCACGUUUUCCGCGUAUUUCAGCAGAAUUUUAUUGUUGAUAAGCGGUUUCAACUGAUUAAAGGUCUAGGCCAGGGUGCAUAUGGUAUUGUUUGCUCUGCAAAGUACUUAGACGGAGACGAGGGGGAAGAUAAAGUGGCUAUUAAAAAGAUCACAAACAUUUUUAGCAAGAAGAUUCUCUGUAAAAGAGCGCUUAGAGAAAUCAAACUUCUACGCCAUUUUCGUGGGCAUAAAAAUAUUACUUGUUUAUACGAUCUAGAUAUUGUUCCAGAUGCAAACGGGAACUUCAAUGAAGUUUACUUAUACGAGGAGUUGAUGGAGUGUGAUAUGCACCAAAUCAUACGCUCAGGACAACCUUUAACAGACGCACAUUUUCAAUCCUUUAUUUACCAAACACUAUGUGGAUUGAAAUAUAUACAUUCGGCAGAUGUUCUUCAUAGAGAUUUGAAGCCUGGAAACUUACUUGUUAAUGCCGACUGUGAGUUAAAGAUUUGUGAUUUUGGGCUUGCGAGAGGUUAUUCCAGUGAUCCAACCAAAAAUAAUGGCUUCAUGACAGAAUAUGUUGCAACCAGAUGGUACCGUGCUCCUGAAAUUAUCUUAAGUUUUCAAGGAUACACGAAAGCUAUUGAUAUGUGGUCUGCGGGAUGUAUUUUGGCAGAACUACUUGGAAGGCGUACAAUUUUUAAAGGAAAGGACUAUGUUGAUCAGCUAAAUCAAAUACUGAGGGUUUUGGGCACACCUGAUGAGAAAACCAUAGAAAAUAUCAAAUCACCAAGGGCGAGGGCGUAUAUUCGGUCUCUACCUUAUAUGCCAAGAAUUCCAUUUGAAACUCUCUAUCCAGAUGCAUCCCCUCUAGCUUUAGAUCUUUUGAGCAAACUUUUAACCCUGGAUCCAAAGACAAGAAUUACAGCCGAGCAAGCAUUAGAGCACCCUUACUUGGAAGUAUGGCAUGAUCCAAACGACGAACCUGUUUGUCCACGUAAAUUUGACUUUUCAUUUGAGUCUGUGGAUGAUAUUCAUGAUAUGAAGAAGAUGAUAGUGGAUGAAGUUGCAGGAUUUAGAGAAUAUGUCAGAAAACCAUUGGAGGAACAGGAGCGAAUAUAUCAAGAGGAACAACAAAGAGAGGAACAAGUUAACCAGACAAGUUUACAGCAACAGCAACAACAUUCGGACUUUGAAAGAACGCAACAGAACUUUCAGAUUCAAUCUCCUCAGGAAACUAUCCAGGAGUCACCUGGAAUCAUGUCUCCAAGAGCCACAUUUGCUUCGCCGGAAGCUACACCUCAGGUAGAUUUACACGAACAUCCAUCAAUGCAAGGAUCAUUACGGACACCAACUGGUGCAUAUUCAAAUGACCCAGAUAUACCACCAAGACCAGAAGAAGCCACCGAUGAUGGCGAAAUGGAUCUAGAGCAUGAUUUAGUAUUUGGAGCCGAAAGAUAUAACUGA
This is a messenger RNA of Brettanomyces bruxellensis, 1470 nucleotides long. It is a transcript of the gene SLT2, whose product is annotated as Mitogen-activated protein kinase slt2/MPK1. Gene Ontology annotation, molecular function: MAP kinase activity; ATP binding. The transcript has a single exon. The coding region runs from base 1 to 1470 and encodes 489 amino acids. Gene Ontology annotation, cellular component: cytoplasm; nucleus. Gene Ontology annotation, biological process: protein phosphorylation; intracellular signal transduction. The record is from RefSeq and is a predicted model, not a curated record. NCBI's taxonomy places the organism in Eukaryota, Fungi, Ascomycota, Pichiomycetes, Pichiales, Pichiaceae.